This is a messenger RNA of Pteropus alecto (black flying fox), 6957 nucleotides long. It is a transcript of the gene ZSCAN20, whose product is annotated as zinc finger and SCAN domain containing 20. The record is from RefSeq and is a predicted model, not a curated record. Lineage: Eukaryota; Metazoa; Chordata; Mammalia; Chiroptera; Pteropodidae. The transcript is spliced from 8 exons. Bases 624 to 3746 code for a protein of 1040 amino acids.
CAGAAGCAGGGGCAUGAGUUAGGAGGCUAAUCAAGUGAUAAACAUGAUGAUUCUCUGGACAGAAGUGGUGUCACUGGAGAUAUAGAUGCUUAGAAAGCCAAGUGGACAAAACUUGGUGAUGUAUUAGAUGUGGGAAAUCUUGGAGAAAGAUGAUGACCAAGUAACUUGAUGGAAGGUAGUGCCUUCAUUGGCUGGAGACCUCCAGAAGAGAUUCGCAGGAGAAAAUGAUGAAAUCAGUUUUUGGCCUAUUGAGUUUGAGGAGCCUAAGAGACAGUCAAGUGGAAAUGUCCCAUAGGUUGUUGGAUUUUGGCAUUUGGAGGUCUGGGAUCAGGUCCUGGCUGAAGUUUUGGGAAUCAUAUAGAUGGCGAAAAUGCCAAACAGGUAGGAUGACCAAGAGGGAGUGUAGAGUGAGGGAGAUUUUGCAAGGAGAGCAUCCUUAGGGGAAGGAAGACUAAAGCUUUAAUGCCGAAGAAGAAAGGACUUCUGAAGGGGCUGAUGUUUGGAUCCCAACUUGAGGGAAGGAAGAGCCUUGGGAAGCAUUUCCUUUCCAGGAGCCCCUUGAAGGACACAGGAAGACGCCGGAUGAGGACAACCCAGCUGAAGUGAGGCAUCCAGGAUAGAGCAUGGCUGUAGCCCUGCAAUCCCAGGCCCAGACCUCUCCCCCACCAGAGCUCGAUGAACUUCUGAUUGUGAAACUGGAGGAGGACACAUGGAGAUCAGAAUCCAGACCCCGGGAGAAGGAACAUGACCCUGUCUCUGGCCGUGAGGCCUCCCGCCAGCGCUUCAGGCAGUUCCAGUACAGGGAAGCAGCUGGACCCCACGAGGCCUUCAGCCAGCUCUGGGCACUCUGUUGUCGCUGGCUGAGGCCAGAGAUCCGCCUCAAAGAGCAGAUCCUGGAGCUGCUGGUGCUGGAGCAGUUCCUGACUAUCUUACCCCGGGAGGUCCAGGCCUGGGUGCAGGCGCGCCACCCUGAGAAUGGCGAGGAGGCGGUGGCCCUGGUGGAGGAUUGGCACCGAGAGGCCCGGGCUGCAGGACAGCGGGAAGUGGAGUUGCGUGCAGAGGAGACCAGGUCCUUAAAGAUAGUGCAUGAAUCUCCCGCGGAUCAUUGGCCUGAGGAACAGCCCCAGAGGCAGUGCAUGAAGAACCUUUGCCCCGACCUUCCCAAGCAUCUAGACACCAAGGUGGUGCCCCAGACCUUGAAAGAGAGUGCGGUCCUCACUCCCCGAGUCCCUACCCUCCCAAAGAUGGGGAGCGUUGGAGAUUGGGAGGUGACAGCUGCGUCCCAGGAAGCCCUGGGCCCUGGCAGACAUGCUGAGAAGGAGUUUCGCAAGGACUCCCCAGGAGACAACUGUGAGAACGGCAUGUCCCUGGGAGUUCCAGUUUCAAAACCAAAUAUCAUUUCCCAGCGAGAGCAAGGACCAGAAUUUUGGAGUCCAAGUCUUAUAAAUUCUGGAAAAAGGAACACUGUAGAUUACAGCCUGGAUAACGAGCAAACAAAACCAGGUCCAGCAUUGGCCUGGAGGGACUCAAGGGCCUGGGAAGAACAAUACCAAUGGGAUGUGGAAGACAUGAAAGUGUCAGGUGUGCACUGGAGCUAUGAGGAGACCAAGACUUUCCUGGCAAUUUUGAGUGAGUCUCCUUUCUCUGAAAAGCUCCGGACUUGUCACCAGAACCGCCAGGUGUACCGGGCCAUAGCAGAGCGGCUGAGGGCACGGGGCUUCCUGCGGACACUGGAGCAAUGUCGCUACAGGGUCAAAAACCUCCUACGAAAUUACCGGAAGGCCAAGAGCAGCCACCCACCGGGAACCUGUCCUUUCUACGAGGAGCUGGAGGCCCUGGUGAGGGCUCGGACAGCCAUCAGAGCCACAGAGGGUUCAGGAGAGGCUGUGGCAGUCCCCAGGCUGGGGGAUAGUGACGCAGAGGUGGAGGAGCAGGAGGAAGGGGGCUGGGGGCCCGAGGAAACAGCAGAAGACUGUAAUGGUGAUGAGCUGGCCACUGACGAGUCCGCCCAGGGGCCUAGGAUUCCAGGGGCCCCGGCUCUGUUCCACAGUCGUGUUGCAGGUGUGCACUGGGGCUAUGAGGAGACCAAGGCCUUCCUGACCAUUCUCAGUGAGUCCUCAUUCUCUGAAAAGCUUCGCACCUGUCACCAGAACAGUCAGGUGUACCGGGCCAUUGCAGAGCGGCUGUGUGCACAGGGCUUCUUGCGGACACUGGAGCAGUGUCGCUACAGAUUCAAAAACCUUCUUCGAAGCUACCGAAAAGCCAAGAGCAGCCACCCACCAGGAACAUGCCCCUUCUACGAGGAGCUGGACUCACUGGUUAGGGCUCGGACUGCGGUCAGAGCCAUGGGGACCAUCAGGGAGGCAGCAGGUCUCCCUAUGUCUGGGCAGAGCAGUACUGAAGCUGAUGACCAGGAGGCCUGGGAUGAGAUGGCAGAUGAAGAUUCCAUCAAACCUCCAACUCCAUGUCCUAAAACUCCAGACACUGGUUUUGAGAUGAGGCAUGAGGAUGAAGACCAGAGUUCAGAGCAGGAUAUUUUUGAGGAUUUGCCUGGAGCUUUAUCGAAAUGUACUACAGAAAUUGUUUGCCACCCUCAUGACUGGGGAGAAGACAGUGAAAAUGAAAAUGAAGGCAAAGGACAGUGGGAAAAUCCGUCACAGGAGCAGUGGGAAGAAUAUUCUUCUGAAGAGGAUUUAGAAAAACUUAUUGACCAUCAAGGCCUGUACCUUGCAGGGAAACCCUACAAGUGUGACACAUGUGUGAAAAGCUUCAGUCGGAGCUCUCACUUCAUUGCCCACCAGCGGACACACACAGGCGAGAGGCCCUACAAAUGUCUCAAAUGUGGGAAAAACUUUAGCGACCGCUCCAACCUCAAUACCCACCAGAGAAUUCACUCUGGAGAGAAGCCCUACAGAUGCCUCGAAUGUGAGAAAAGCUUUAGCGACCACUCAAAUCUUGUCACCCACCAGAGAAUCCACACAGGGGAAAAGCCGUAUAAAUGUGGGGAAUGUUGGAAAAGCUUCAACCAGAGCUCAAACCUUCUGAAACAUCAGAGGAUCCACUUAGGAGAAAAUCCUGACCACUGUAGUGAGCCUGGGGAAAACUUUGGCCAAAGCCCAUCCUUCAGUGCUCACUGGAGGAGCCUGACAGAGGCGACAUCUCCUGAACAACCUCAAAGUGCCAGUAAGAACUUGAAUUCAUCUGGACCACAUAGUACCAACUCAGGGGAGAAACUCUAUCAGUGUUCUGAAUGUGGAAGGACCUUUUCUAAGAGCUCUGCCCUCAUUAGUCACCAAAGAAUCCAUACGGGAGAGAAACCAUAUGAAUGUGCUGAAUGUGGGAAAAGCUUCAGUAAGAGCUCCACACUGGCUAACCACCAGCGAACCCACACUGGGGAAAAGCCAUAUAAGUGUACAGACUGUGGAAAAUGCUUCAGCGAGCGCUCCAAGCUCAUCACACAUCAGAGAGUGCACACAGGAGAGAAGCCCUACAAAUGCCUUGAGUGUGGAAAAUUCUUCCGUGACCGUUCUAACCUCAUUACUCACCAGAGGAUUCACACGGGAGAGAAGCCUUAUAAGUGCAGAGAAUGUGGGAAAUGCUUUAACCAGAGCUCCAGCCUCAUUAUUCACCAGAGAAUCCACACUGGGGAGAAACCCUACAAGUGCUUGGAGUGCGGCAAAGACUUCAACAAUAGCUCCCACUUCAGUGCCCACCGGAGAACGCAUGCAGGAGGAAAAACAUCAUAGGAGACAACUCCCUCCGUAACAAAAGAGAUAAACGUGUAUUUAAAUUUCCCAAGAUCAUAAGAUGUGUGGUAGAAACAUUCCCAGUUUUUAAGUUUGGUGUAUACCCAGGGAAGUUAUCUUGAUAUAAUCCAGGUCAUUUGGAAGUGAAUUACAAAUGCUAAGGAUCCAGACUUGAAGGCACUUUUCUUAAGUGUAAUUUGUUUUUCUCCUGUAAAAAACACUUUCAGUCCUCAGGCUAUCCUUACAUUUGCUGUCAUUUAAGGGCUUUAUUAGUGUUUGAGCCAAUCUGGCAAUUUAGGGUAUUAGAGGCAAAUCAGUGGUCCUGAGUAGUGAGUGAUUUCAAACCUUGCUCUGCCUUCACACUGUCCACACGUACACGCACCCCAUUGGCAUACAUUGCAAAUUCUCCCACAUGGCAGUUUCCAGUUGAGGCGUAUCUUCACAGGAGAACUUUGAAACACUGGUGAGAGAAUGGCAUAACUGAGAAUUAGUGGCUUAGAGCAGGCCACUGUGAGCUCAGCAAAAAGUAGGAAUAAAUGACGUUUUACUAAACUGUUAUUGUUAAUAAUAGCAAAAAUAGCCAGUAUUGAACAUUUACUCUUCGGUAGGCUCUGUGCUAAGCAGUGUUUACACAUCAUCUCAUUUAAUCCUCACAGCAGCCUCAGGAGGUAGGUACUAAUAUUCUUCCCAUUUCCCAGAAGAGAAGCGAGGCUUGGGAAGCUUAAGUAACUCGCUUGGGUCACACAUCUGAAAAUGGCAGAGGCAAGAUUCAACCAGAUCUGUCUCUCCAGAGCCUGAGGUGCUCUUACUGCCAUACUGAAUCCCUUUUCACAUUAGGGUAGGUAACUCAAAACACUUUGUAGACCAAAUUUCCUGUUAAAAUUCCUUUAUAAAUUCUCCUUUUAAGAAAUAUGGAAACCUAGAAUACCUAAAGAUUAAAAGUCUUGAGAUAUUCUGAGCUCACAGUGUCCUUUGAGCAAGGAUGAGCAAUUACCAAAGCACUUGAUGUGAAUUUCCAUCGUUAUGAUAAUAUGUGUGAGAGAUCUAGGUAGGUGCAGAUAGGGAAAAAUAUAUAGCCAAAAUGUUUCUUCCAAUGAGCUACUGCUUUGGUUAAGGAAAGGGAGUCUAAGAAUUUCCCUUUUCUCAGGGAGUCAGCUCUGCUUCUUGUGACCCUUGGCUGGAUUGUAAGUAAAUUAAACCCUACAGAAACAUGGGCUUCCUCCCCAGUGUUCACUCAUCCCUGUGUUUUUGCCUCCCUGGCUCUUGCCCUCUUGGCACGGCAGAAGCUUUGUUUCUGAUCCCCAUGCCAAGACUGAGGUGGAAGGGAGAUGGAAGGAGUUGGUUUGUGUGUGGGACGUUACUGAGAGGAUCUUGAAUACGGUUCUACCUUCCAAGUUCAUGGCACAGUUUUAUCCUAAGCCAUCUUGUCCCAGGCUUACCCCAUGCUCUCUAAAUGUUGGCCAUUAAGACCAGCCUCCCACACAGACUAAAGGUUCACACAGAAUGCUUUUCUUAUUUUCAGCAUUUUGGUGUCCAGAGUUUCUCCUUAGGAGGGUCUAAAAAUGUUGACUGGGGACUUUGGUUUCCAUAGGAUUUUAAAGAAACAUCCCUCUUCUGAAUCUGCCUAUGACAUUGAGAUGACAUUCAUACCCUGGUUAUUUCGUGGACUUGGGAAGUACCUAUCAGUGAAUGUGAUGGAACCUUUAAGAACAGAGCUCUCUUUCUGGUCUCAUGAGAAGUCAGUGGAGAGGAAAUUUGCACUCCCUUUCAGUGGAGCUCCUUAACAUCUUCCUAUGCUACCCAAGAACCAGCUCACCUGGGAUCACUGCCUCUCGACUUCUUCCCAGCUUACCUUUUUUGGCUCACAUUAUCUCUGAGGGGCAGGGGUCGUGGGUGAGCCUUGGACUAGGACCAGUGGGUUGCUGGUAACUGCAGUAAUUAGAUGAAACAGGGAACCGUGUGAGCUGAGAGGAAGGAUCCCAUAAAAGGGUAUAAGGGUUUCAGGGGAAGCACAGUGUUGUGAAGUAGUAUGGACUCAAGGUGGGGCUGAGGACCUUAGCUUCCUAGCACUGUUGGGGUAUAAAAUGGGAGGAAGGGAGUAGCGGGAGCUGAGAUUGGAGGGGUGCUGAGGCAGGGUCAUGGAGGACCUCAUGUCUCAGUGGAGCUUGGACACCAGGCCGAGGGUGACAUGGUCAGAGGUGAUUUGUCAAAAUCUGCUGAAUGGAACUUGGAUAUGCUGCAGUUAGGACGAUUUCUUGGGACACUAUUGUGAUAUUCCAUUUAAAAGGGAAGGUCCGAACUAAAGCAGUGGUUACACUGAAAAGAAGGGGAUGGAUUUGAGAGGUUUCAGAGGCUGAAUUGAAGACAGCAGAGGAAAGAUAGAAGAACUUGGGUGACAGGGUAGAGUGUGUCAUUGUUCACAGUAGGGAACACGAGGAGAUGCAGUUGGGGCAAGAGGGCAGAAGGUUGUAAGUUUGGGUUGGGUGGGACAUUUUGUACUUGACGUGUCUUAGGGACAUCUGAGUGUGAAUAUGCAAAAGGCAUUUGGAUGUCUGGGCCAGAAGCUAGGGGGAGAAGAUAGGACUAGAGAGUUAUCUGUGUAUGCAUGGUAAUCAAAUUCAUGAGAAAGAAAGUAUGUUCAAGUCAGAAGUAUUGGGCGUAGGACAGAAUUUGAAAAGCACCAAGUAUAGAGGAAGAGCCCUCUCAAAGGAGAUCUAGACCACUGUCCACUCCCACCUCCUUCCACUCACUUCUAUCUUUUGGACACUGCCUCUGUCACUGACGACACCUGAAUUCUCAGUGUAGUCCUGCAUCUUCUGGAACCUUCACUGUGGAAGCCAUGCUGAGCUCUGCAUAGAAUUGAGAUGGUAGCUUCUUUACCUCGAGUGUCACCUCUUGCCCUGCUCUUGGAAGUGUGGUUGUGUCUCAUGUUUCCAGAGGUCAGUUUUGACGUUUAUUACCUAUCUCUCCUCUCUCUUAACUCAACUGUAGGUGCAGCCAUGAAAGAGGGCAGCGUGGGCCAGGAGAGAAAACUUGGCCCAGGUGGACCCGCCCUCUCUGUUUACAUGAGUCUACCUUUGGAAGAAGUCUCUUUCAGGUGGCUUUCGUGUUUGGAGCCCUACCCAUCACUUUGCCAGGGUGCUCAGACAUCCUCCAGCAGGUCUCUGCUGCUUGAAUAAACUGACAUUGGUUUUAUACAUCCUGAGCUUCA